CGCACUCGGCGGCCGCCAAUGGGAGGAGCAGCGGCAGCAGCCCGCCCGGCACCCUGACAGAUAAAGGAAGGAAAGGGCAGAGGCGCAGGCAGUGACAGCCGGAGCUAGCGGGAAGCAGGGCAGGGGAGAGAGGAAAGGGAGCGGGAGUAGUCAUCCAUCACUCACUCACUCACUCCGGGCUUGUGUCCGCGGCCAUGCGAGCAGCGUUGGGCCACUCACCACAUUGAUGUCCGGAGACUGCGGCCGUCGGCUCAGACCGCUCGGGAGCGGGGGAACCGGCAGCAGCGACUGAGGGGAGCCCAGGUACAGGCGGCAGCGGCAGCGGCAGCAACCGGCGUCCGGUGGCGUUUAAUCCGUGUGGUAGCGGAGCGGGAAUGGAGGGCGAGCAGCGAGCCCAGGCCGGCGCGGAGCCACCGCCGUCACCGUCACCACAGCAGCAGCCGCUCCGUCCCGUCGCCAGUCAGAGCCGCUUCCAGGUCGACCUGGUGACCGAGGCAGGGGGCGAUGGGCAGAAAGGCCGCACUUCACCAGCCGAUGCCGCCGAUGCCGCCGCUGCCGGGCAACCGCCUCCUGCUCCCGGCGCCAAGGACAGGGCAGAUGGCGGCGCUGCAGCCCCGUGUCCGGCUGAGCCGCCCAUCGUUGCCGCCGAAGAGGCCAAGGGACGGUUCCGCGUCAACUUUGUGGAGCCGGCCUCAGGCGGGCAGCAUCAGCAACCUCCGGCCUCAGGAGGAGGAGACCCUGCGGCUGCCUCGGCCUCCACCGCCGAGCCGUGUGCGACCGCCAGCGAGGCUAUGAACGGCUACCCGCAGAACGGCGACACCAUGCUGAGUGAGGGCAGCCUGCACUCGUCCGGCACCGGCGCCCAGCACUACUACGACACCCACAGCAACACCUACUAUCUCAGGACCUUCGGCCACAACACCAUCGACGCCGUGCCCAGGAUCGACCACUACCGCCACACGGUAGCACAACUGGGCGAGAAGCUCAUCAGACCCAGCCUGGCCGAGUUGCACGAUGAACUCGACAAGGAGCCUUUUGAGGAUGGCUUUGUAAAUGGAGAUGAAAGCUGUCCAGCUGAAGGUGCUGUUUCAAAACAUGUUGUUGACAAUAUAGGUGUUGUAAAAUUUGGCUGGAUUAAAGGCGUGCUGGUGCGAUGUAUGCUAAAUAUCUGGGGGGUGAUGCUCUUCAUACGUUUGUCAUGGAUUGUUGGCCACGCUGGGAUAGGUCUGUCUCUUCUAGUCAUUGGCACGGCAACUGUUGUUACCACCAUAACAGGACUAUCAACAUCUGCUAUAACAACCAAUGGAUUUGUACGAGGAGGUGGUGCAUAUUAUUUAAUAUCCAGAAGCCUGGGACCUGAAUUUGGUGGUGCUAUUGGACUAAUAUUUGCUUUUGCCAAUGCAGUAGCUGUAGCCAUGUAUGUGGUUGGUUUUGCAGAGACAAUGAGAGAUCUGCUUGUGGAUAACAACGCACUCAUGAUAGAUGAAAUGAGUGACAUCCGGAUUAUAGGAACCAUCACCAUUGUAUUCCUAUUUGGCAUAUCUGUGGCAGGGAUGGAGUGGGAAGCCAAGGCUCAGAUUGUACUGUUGGGAAUUCUGCUAAUAGCAAUUACUAACUUUGUCGUGGGAACUUUCAUCCCAGCUCAUGACAAAAGAGCAAAAGGAUUUUUUAAUUACCACGGUGAAAUAUUUUCAGAAAACUUUGGGCCAGAUUUUCGAGAAGGAGAAGAUUUCUUUUCGGUCUUUGCUAUUUUCUUCCCUGCUGCCACAGGUAUACUUGCUGGAGCAAACAUCUCUGGUGAUCUUGCAGAUCCACAAUUAGCCAUACCUAAAGGCACGCUCUUGGCUAUUGUAAUCACCACAAUAGUCUAUGCAGGAGCUGCUGUCGCUACAGGUGCUUGUAUUGUGCGUGAUGCAACUGGGAACCUGACAGAUUUGAUCACCCCCGGAACACUGAAUAAUUGCACCACUGCAGCCUGUAAAUUGGGUUUCAAUUUCUCCUCCUGUGCCACAAAUAAAUGCUCGUAUGGCUUAAUGAAUGACUUCCAGGUUAUGAGCCUGGCAUCUGGAUUUGGGCCUUUGAUUACUGCAGGAAUAUUUUCAGCCACGUUGUCUUCUGCCCUGGCCUCAUUAGUGAGUGCUCCUAAAAUAUUCCAGGCUUUGUGCAAGGAUAACAUAUAUCCUGGUCUUCACAUGUUUUCAGUUGGAUAUGGCAAGAACAAUGAACCAUUGCGUGGCUAUGUUCUUACAUUCUUCAUUGGUCUUGGAUUCAUAUUAAUUGCUGAGUUAAAUAUUAUUGCACCAAUAAUUUCAAAUUUCUUCCUGGCUUCAUAUGCUUUGAUUAAUUUCUCGGUCUUCCAUGCUUCACUUGCUAAAUCCCCAGGCUGGCGACCUGCUUUCAGAUUCUAUAACAUGUGGAUUUCAUUGAUCGGUGCUAUCUUGUGCUGCGGCGUAAUGUUUGUCAUCAAUUGGUGGGCAGCACUAUUAACAAACGUCAUUGUCCUUGCCUUAUAUAUCUACGUUACUUACAAGAAACCUGAUGUUAACUGGGGCUCCUCUACACAGGCUUUAACUUACCUGAUUGCUAUGCAGCAUGCCAUUCGUCUUGCAGGGGUAGAGGAUCACGUAAAAAAUUUCAGGCCCCAAUGCCUUUUAAUGACGGGUGCUCCAACAUCCCGUCCAGCCUUGCUACAUCUUGUUCAUGGCUUCACGAAAAAUGUUGGACUAGUGGUCUGUGGACAUGUUCAUACGGGGCCUCGCAGGCAAGCUCUGAAGGAAAUCUCUAAUGACCAAUCUAAAUACCAACGGUGGCUAAUCAAAAAUAAAAUGAAAGCCUUCUAUGCCCCUGUGUACGCAGAAGAUUUGCGUGAAGGAACACAGUUUCUGCUGCAAGCUGUAGGACUUGGUCGAAUGAGACCGAACACCCUUGUCUUUGGCUUUAAAAAAGAUUGGCGCCAGGCACUUAUGAAAGAUGUGGAAAAUUACAUAAAUGCUAUUCAUGAUGCAUUUGACUAUCAAUAUGGAGUAGUUGUCAUUAGACUAAAGGAAGGCUUUAAUAUUUCUCAUCUUCAAGCUCAAGAAGAGCUAUGUAUGUCUCAGAAGAAAACUGCUCAUCCCAAGCAUACCGUGGUGAAUCUGGAACAUUCUGAUGCUGACUCUAAGCCAUCUUCGAAGUCAGUGAGCGAAACUAACAGCCCAGCAGUGUCACAAGACCACAAAGCAGAUGAAGAAGAUGAUGGCAAGGCAUCAACGCAGCCACUCUUGAAAAAAGAGGUUAAAGGUUCAUCUGUGCCUUUGAACAUGGCUGACCAGAAGUUGCUGCAGGCAAGCUCUCUGUUUCAGAAGAAACAGGGCAAAGGGACUAUUGACGUCUGGUGGCUUUUCGAUGACGGAGGUCUGACAUUACUUAUCCCGUAUCUUCUCACCACCAAGAAGAAGUGGAAAGAUUGCAAGAUCAGAGUGUUCAUUGGUGGGAAAAUAAACAGAAUAGACCAUGACAGAAGAACAAUGGCCACUUUACUGAGCAAAUUCAGGAUAGAUUUCUCCGACAUCACUGUUCUCGGGGAUAUGAACACAAAGCCAAGCAAAGACGAUAUUGCAGCUUUUGAAGAAAUGAUUGAACCGUUCAGGCUUCAUGAAGAUGACAAAGAGCAAGACGCAGCCGAGAAAAUGAAGGCAGAGGAACCAUGGCGGAUCACAGAUAAUGAGCUUGAGAUUUACAGAAUGAAGACAUAUCGACAAAUCAGAUUGAAUGAAUUGUUGCAAGAAAACUCGGGGACUGCUAACCUCAUCGUCAUGAGUCUACCGGUAGCACGGAAAGGUGCUGUAUCAAGUGCACUGUAUAUGGCUUGGAUUGAAACACUCUCAAAGAAUUUGCCACCCAUUUUAUUAGUGCGAGGCAACCACCAGAGUGUUCUUACUUUCUACUCCUAGAUGAGCACAGGGCACCACCCUGAUAACUCUACUGCAGUGGCUGGAAGUAGAAAUACAAUGAAGUCCUGGGCUUGUGUGUGACACUUCCAGUUGAUUGAAAACAAAAUAAGCACACAAAGGGGGAAAUCCUUUUUUGAGGAUCACAAGAACUUUAUACCCUGAUGGACUGUCAAUUUGCCUGAUUUGAAUGUAAGCAUUUUUCUGACUGCACAGGAAGUUUUCUUUCUGCUAUGAGAAGAGCAGCAAUAAAUUUUUAUUUUUAAGUAACUUAGAUUUCAUUGAUAUGAAAGCCUUCAACAGCCUUACUGAGGUGCCUUCCAAAAAAAACAAUUAUGUACCAAAUUCCAUUGAUUCCCUAUUUUAUGUAUAAUGAAUGUUGUUAAAUGAAGUGGUUUGAUAACACACUAGUUAGUGCUUUAGAAUGAACAGGAGUACUCAGAAGGCGUAUCUAUGACCUUCUGUCACAAAAAAAAGCUGCUUUCACUAUUUGUCUUCCACAGGCUGUGUGUGUUCGAGGAUCAACACUCAAAGCUCUGAUAUUUAAAUAUCUGAUAUAUUUUCUUUAGCAAUAUUGUUGCUCUUAUAAUUCUCCCUUCUUUCUCUUCCCCCAACCUCCCUGCCAUGUCUGAAAUGCACUGGCAGUAAUUUAGGAGCAAUUUUCUGCAAUAAUAUUGUGAUUGUGGAAAAUGACAGGAAAUUUAAGUAUUCCUAAUAUUAUCAGGAAAGUUUAGUAUAGAGGCUGCCGUGAAUACCCCCUCACCUCUUCGCCAAGACCCAUGUGUGAAAAUUUAGGAAUUUAACUUCCUUACAUACACCCUGUGCAAAUGUCCUUAAAAGGUUGUAACAUAGCAUUGAGGCUUGAGCAAGACUGUUGUUAUGGUUGUCAUGUUUUUAAACUGCAUAAUACUUUGAAAAGGGAAUAUUAAUACAAAAUCUUAGCUUUUCAAAUUUUAACUGGCAUUUCUAUCCUUGUGGAAAUAAGUGUUGCUAAAGUCUUAAAUGCAUCCAAUCAUUUCCAUGCCCUUUGCUCCAAGUUAACAGAUCACUUUCAUGAAAAUGUUAGUUACAUGAGAUUUUUUUCUCUCAAGGCAUUUUGCAUUUGCUUGUGAUAUCUUAUAGCUGUUCUGGUCUUUGUGCUUAAUUCAAAAUUUAAAAAGUUGCCAAAUACUUUUUCAUGAAGGUAUUGUUAAUUUAAAUGUACACUAGCCAAGACCUACUUUCCUCCCCGGUCUUCACAGCUUUGUAAUAGUAUUCUAGCAUCAAGUGGGUAUGUAAUAAGCUAUAUUCCUUUUCCCAUUGCAAAUAAACGCAUGACAUUUGAAAUCCAUUAAAAUACAAUCUGAAUUUGUAUGACGCCAGGUGUAAACAUGACCAUAGGUAGAGUAAUGAUUCUCUACUGUUUAAGUAUAUUGUAAUAUGAACAGCUGUUGUGCUUCCUUCCUGACAAGAAUGAUUUAUUAUUUUUUAAAUCGAUAAACUAAAUCAGUGUCACCUAAUUAUGCUCAGUACAAAAGUUCCAUUAGAGAACAAAUUUUGAAGCUCCGUGUACUGUUUAAUUCAGCCAGUUAAAUGAAGAGAUUUGAUUCACUUAAAGUAUAUAAAUUGACUUAAUGUAUAUAUGCAUAAGAUGUAGAAAGAAAAGCUUACAAAUUGCAGGGUGCAUUCUUGUGGUCUACACUGCCACUGUUCAACAAUUUAUGCUAUCUCCUAAGGAAAUACAAAUCACUAAGGUAAGAGUGGUUAUAAUAGAGUUCUACAUGCUUAUAGGAAAUAUUUACCCUUGUUCCAAAGUGUUCCCAUUGCUUUUCUAAAGUGGUUUGUAGCCAAAUCUGAAACUUACUGUAGCUCAUUAUUAGCAACUAACAUUAAAAAAAUCACAAAUGUGAAAUUGUACCAUACACUGAAUAUUUGUGUAUUGAACUUUUUUGAAGGAAGCUAGUGAGCGAGUGACUAGGAAAAAUGGCUGAUUAUUGAUUUUGUUAAUUUAUUCAUCAUGUGUAAAUCAAUUAUUUUUGCAUUUUAAGGGGUUCUUUUUAAAACUUGAUGCUGCAUUUCUGUCUUUUUUUGUUUUAAAUAUGUCUGCAAUAUUGUUAAAGCUUUUUUUUCUCCCUCCACCCGCUACCCAGAGGGUGAUCUACCCAAAGAAGCUGAAUGAAACAUUUUGAUAAACUGUACUAUAACUCACUGAAUUGCUUUUCUAAUUAUUUUAACAUUAAGAGUAUUAAAGAUGAUACUUUGUACAUUAUUGCAAUAAAGAAAAAGUUGCAUUA
Amblyraja radiata (thorny skate) is the source of this 6202-nucleotide messenger RNA. It is a transcript of the gene slc12a2, whose product is annotated as solute carrier family 12 member 2. Bases 375 to 3932 code for a protein of 1185 amino acids. Gene Ontology annotation, cellular component: apical plasma membrane. NCBI's taxonomy places the organism in Eukaryota, Metazoa, Chordata, Chondrichthyes, Rajiformes, Rajidae. The record is from RefSeq and is a predicted model, not a curated record. The transcript is spliced from 27 exons. Gene Ontology annotation, biological process: potassium ion import across plasma membrane; sodium ion homeostasis; cell volume homeostasis. Gene Ontology annotation, molecular function: sodium:potassium:chloride symporter activity; ammonium channel activity.